AUGGCCUCCGCUGGUGAUGCAAUAUUAGCAUUAACUGGGAAGCGAACAACUGGACAGUCGAUACGGACUCAAAAUGUGAUGGCGGCAGCAGCUAUUGCAAAUAUUGUAAGAUCGUCAUUAGGACCGGUUGGCUUGGAUAAGAUGCUUGUUGAUGAUGUUGGGGAUGUUAUUGUUACUAACGAUGGGGCGACAAUUUUGAAACAGCUGGAAGUACAGCAUCCUGCGGCCAAAGUCCUUGUUGAAUUAGCUCAGUUGCAGGAUGAAGAGGUUGGGGACGGGACGACUACUGUGGUUAUUAUUGCUGCUGAGUUGCUGAAGGCAGCUGAUGAGUUAGUAAAGCAUAAAUUACAUCCAACAACUGUGAUCAAUGGGUAUCGUCUUGCUUGUAAGGAAGCUGUUCGAUAUAUUGAUGAGAUUGGUCGCGAUUCUAUAACUCGAACGGCUCAAACGUCGAUGUCAUCAAAAAUUGUUGGACCGGACUCUGAUUUUUUCGCUGAAAUGGUUGUUGAAGCUGCUACGCUAGUUAAAACUGUUGAUGCCCAAGGGCGUGUCAUAUAUCCGAUCAAGGCAGUUAACGUUUUGAAGGCACAUGGUAAAUCUGUUCGUGAAAGUCAGCUGAUUAAGGGUUACGCGUUGAAUUGUACUGUCGCAAGCCAAGCUAUGCCCCUCCUAAUUAAGAACGCUAAGAUUGCCUGCCUCGACUUUUCGUUGCAAAAAGUUAAAAUGCAUCUUGGUAUCUCCAUUGUAGUGGAAGAUCCUGAAAAGCUGGAAGCUAUUCGGCGGCAGGAAAGUGAGAUUACUAAAGAAAGAAUUGCCAAAAUACUUAAGUCUGGUGCCAACGUGAUUUUGACGACUGGAGGCAUUGACGACUUGUGUUUAAAGCAGUUUGUUGAAGCAGGUGCUAUGGCGGUUCGACGUUGCAAAAAAGUUGACCUAAAGAGGAUUGCUAAAGCUACUGGAGCAACAUUAACAACGUCGUUGGCUACGUUAGAGGGAGAGGAAGGAUUUGAUGUCGCACUGCUCGGAUUUGCUGAAGAAGUCGUUCAGGAAAGAAUUUCAGACGAUGAAUUGAUUUUAAUUAAGGGAACUAAAGCGCGAACUUCAUCUUCCAUUAUUUUGCGUGGUGCAAACGACGUAAUGUUGGAUGAAAUGGAAAGGUCGAUUCAUGAUGCUUUAUGUGUCGUUCAGCGUGUUUUGGAAAGUAAAAAGGUUGUUGUCGGAGGUGGGGCUGUUGAAGCUGCUUUGAACGUCUACUUGGAAGCAUUUGCUACGAGCUUGUCCAGUCGCGAACAGCUCGCAGUUGCUGAGUUUGCUAAUUCAUUAUUGGUGAUACCGAAAACUUUGGCUGCAAAUGCGGCUCGUGACUCCAGCGAAUUAGUGGCUAACUUACGUUUGUUCCAUAACAAGGCCCAGAAAUCAAAAGAGUCUUCGCAUUUUAAGUGGGCUGGUUUGGACCUCGAAAAUGGAAAAGUUCGGGACAACAAGGAGGCAGGAGUUUUUGAACCACUAAUCAGCAAAGUUAAAAGCUUGAAGUUUGCAACAGAAGCAGCAAUAACAAUUUUGCGAAUUGAUGAUCUUAUUAAGCUAGAAAAACCUAAAAGAGCACCAGAGGUGGAUGAGGAGGGUUGUUUAUCAUAA
Molecule: messenger RNA, 1638 nt
Organism: Enterobius vermicularis (human pinworm)
Lineage: Eukaryota; Metazoa; Nematoda; Chromadorea; Rhabditida; Oxyuridae
Source: the annotation of a GenBank genome assembly